Messenger RNA from Planococcus citri (citrus mealybug), 2633 nucleotides. RefSeq names its product pelle-like serine/threonine-protein kinase pik-1. The coding region runs from base 142 to 2109 and encodes 655 amino acids. Lineage: Eukaryota; Metazoa; Arthropoda; Insecta; Hemiptera; Pseudococcidae. The record is from RefSeq and is a predicted model, not a curated record. Gene Ontology annotation, molecular function: protein binding; ATP binding; protein kinase activity. Gene Ontology annotation, biological process: signal transduction; protein phosphorylation. The transcript is spliced from 13 exons.
GAUAACAAACUAGUGAUAACAUUUUGUACAACGUAAAAUUGGAAUGUCCGUUCGCAAUUCGGUUUUAUUAUUUUUAAAUAGUGAUUAAUCCUGAUCGAGUAGGUAUUGUAUUUUAUUCGUGAAAGUGCUACGUACCUAAAUAUGUCAUUUCGAUCGUCAAGUGAAACACACAGUAGGAAACAGAUAAAAUAUGUGUACGAACUUCCAUACUAUGAACGAAACGAAUUGUGCUUAUGUUUGGAUUUGAACAAUAAAUGGAAAGAUUUGGGAGGCAUAUACUUGCACUUCGAUUACCGUACAUUGAACAGAUUUGAAAUGGCCGCUCAUCAUCGUUCUCCCACAGACAGUUUAUUGAGCGAAUGGGGCAGUCAGAAUGGCACAAUUGUGAAAUUAUUCAAAUACCUACAUAAAAUGCGCAACUACCAAGCUAUGAAAAUACUAAAACCAUUCGUCGAUCCGCAAUAUCAUUCUUAUAUCCAAGACGAAGACGAUUCAAAUAUUUCUUUCUCCACUGAUAUCGAAUUCAACGUAGGUAAUCAUUCUUCACCUUCAAAUCCAGUCAGUGCAUCAAACAGAAAUAGAGUAUCAAACAGAUCAAAUGCUGCUCAACCUCCAGCUGCAUCACUAACAUCUCAACAACGAUCAGGAUCCGGUUCUGGAGACACCCCAGCCACCCUGGAAACCAACUUGACAAGAAUGUCUUUAGAUGCCUGUUCCCUUCAUAUAUCGUAUAGGGAAUUACAAGAAGCGACUAGAGAUUGGGAUAGAAGACUUACACUAGGAAAAGGUGGCUUUGGAGUAGUUUUCAAAGGUUCUUGGAAGAAUACUUCGGUAGCUGUUAAACGACUCGAAGCACAGAGACCUAAUGACCCUCACUAUAACGCAGCGGAAGUUCAAAGACAGCAGUCAUUAAGAGAGCUAAAGUAUUUAAAUAAUUAUAAACACGAUAACAUUUUGCCCCUUUAUGGAUACAGUAUCGACGGAGAGAAACCUUGCUUAAUUUAUCAGUUCAUGUCAAAUGGUUCCCUAGAAGAUCGAUUGCAAUGCAGACAAGGAACCAGAGCUUUAUCAUGGUGGCAACGUGUAACAAUUGCAAAUGGAUCAGCCAGAGGAUUACAAUUUUUGCACAGUAUGGAGGUUCCCUUGAUUCAUGGCGAUAUCAAAAGUGCCAACAUACUUCUGGAUAGCAAUUUUGUGCCAAAAAUUGGAGAUUUUGGUUUGGCGAAAGAAGGUCCUAUCAAAGAUAUCACUCACGUAGAAAUAACCAAAGUACAAGGUACUAAACCUUAUUUACCUCAUGAGUUUCUUCGAGGUAGGAAAUUAUCAGUCAAAGUGGACACUUAUGGAUUUGGAGUGGUGUUAUUCGAGUUAGCAACUGGUUUAAGAGCUUAUGACGAGUCAAGAAAGGAAAGAUUUUUGAGAGAUCAUUGUCACGAAGCAGAAAAUAAUUCUAUUAAUUUAAAAGACUCGAAGGCUGGACCAGAAGAAGAUUAUUAUUACGUGCUUUUGAUCAAAUUGGGAAUUCAGUGCACUCACGAUACUGCCAAAGGUAGGCCUUUCAUGGCCAUCGUGUUGAAAGAAUUGGAUAAUAUGAUGGAAAGUAGACAAUUACUGAACAGAAUGACUGCAUCACAUAUCGAACGACGACCAUCUAUACCACCAGGCUCACAUUCAAAUUUAGUCCCCCACUACUUAUACCCGAGUCCCCCCGCCAGUAGACCAGCUGUGCUGAGUACAUCGCCUACAGCCCCCUCACAUUUACAACGUCAAGUCCUGGGAACCAUAGAAGCGAGUACUAUGGACAUCCAAAGGAGAAUAUCUCCAGUGAGAGUUACUCCUCCAAUGAGUACUCAAAAUCCGACCAAUGAACCAAUUUUGUCUCCUUCUCCCUCGACUCCCUCUGAUAAACAAACAGAAAUACAAGUCUUUCCACAAAUCAAUGUGCAACCUUCCACUCCACAACCCGUUGAUGAUACUGAACCUUCUUUUGGAACUUCAACCACCUGUACGGCUUCGAAUGUGGAAAACAACGAUUAUAUAUUCGAAGGUGAAAAUCAAAGUGAUCUAGAUAACAUGCCUAUACCAGUAAGCAGUAUUUUGGAGAAUUAGAAGAAUUAAAUGGAUGUACUAUGGAAAUAGUACCUAUAUUGUUGCAUUUACAAUUGUUUUAUCGCGUUUUUAUUCUUAUGAAAUAAUGAGCUUCGAGGAUUGUGAUUUAUGUUAACUAUGCAGUGCCUCUUAAAAUGUAAUAUUAUUUCUUCCAUAAGUUAUUUGUAAAAUAAGUGACAGAUUUAGUGAAAAUCAACGAGUUUUCUGGUUUCAUUCAAUUAUUUUACUGGGCCCCCUAGACCAAAAACUGAAUCAUGUCUGAUAUUUUAUAUUUUACUUAAUAGUUGUUACUCGUUAGUUUCAGGUUCUUAAAUUGUGCUUUAGCACUCUUUUUUAUUUCUAAUAUGAUUCAGUCAGAAUAGUGCAAUAUUGUGUGAUAAUUGAUAAAGUUAUGAACUUUUGAUUUUUUUUUGUUAUUUGUUACCAUGUUUUUACCAUUUAUAUCUUUUUCCUUCAAAUUUUUGUUUUCUAAUGAUCAAGUUAAUAGACGAGUACCUUAAUAAAAACACAUUUUCAACUGUGAA